Molecule: messenger RNA, 1350 nt
Organism: Opisthorchis viverrini
Lineage: Eukaryota; Metazoa; Platyhelminthes; Trematoda; Opisthorchiida; Opisthorchiidae
Exons: 2
Coding region: 43-1350 (435 amino acids)
Biological process (GO): microtubule cytoskeleton organization; mitotic cell cycle
Cellular component (GO): cytoplasm; microtubule
Molecular function (GO): structural constituent of cytoskeleton; GTP binding
Source: RefSeq, a predicted model, not a curated record
CGUGAAUGCAUCUCGGUCCACGUUGGUCAGGCUGGUGUCCAAAUGGGAAACUCGUGUUGGGAGCUUUAUUGUGUCGAACAUGGUAUCCAACCCGAUGGCACUAUGCCCAGCGAUUCGUCUAUUGGUAUAUGUGACGGAUCGUUUAAUACAUUCUUUAGCGAAACAAGUUCGGGCAGACAUGUGCCCCGCGUGGUGUUUGUCGACCUAGAGCCUACCGUGAUUGACGAAGUUCGUACCGGUGCCUAUCGUCAAUUGUACCAUCCAGAGCAGCUAAUCAAUGGUAAGGAAGACGCAGCAAACAAUUAUGCCCGCGGACACUAUACGAUCGGUCGCGAAUUUAUUGAUGGUGUCGUAGACCGCAUUCGAAAAAUGACUGACCAGUGCUCAGGACUUCAAGGCUUUCUGGUCUUUCACUCCUUUGGUGGUGGGACUGGUUCGGGGUUCACGUCACUACUGAUGGAAAAACUUAGUAUUGAAUACGGAAAGAAAUCCAAAUUGGAAUUUGCCGUUUAUCCCGCCCCGGAGAUUUCUACCUCAGUUGUUGAGCCGUAUAAUUCUAUAUUAACAACGCACACAACUUUGGACCAUUCGGACUGUGCCUUCAUGGUUGAUAAUGAGGCCAUUUACGACAUAUCGAAACGAAACCUUGGCAUUGCUCGACCGUCAUACACAAAUUUGAACCGUCUUAUAGCCCAGGUGGUCAGUUCCAUAACCGCGUCGCUACGUUUUGAUGGCUCAUUGAACGUGGACUUAACUGAAUUCCAGACAAAUCUUGUGCCUUAUCCACGAAUACACUUUCCACUGGCCACGUAUGCUCCCAUUAUCUCCGCAGAAAAAGCCUACCAUGAGCAACUUAAUGUAUCUGAAAUCACUCAUGCCUGCUUUGAUCCAUCCAAUCAGAUGGUCAAAUGUGACCCACGGAAGGGAAAGUACAUUGCUUGUUGCCUUCUCUAUCGGGGUGAUGUGGUCUCAAAGGAUGUGACCGAUACGAUAUCCAGCAUAAAGAGCAGGGGAUCUGUGCAGUUUGUUGAGUGGUGCCCAACUGGUUUCAAAGUCGGUAUCAACAGCCAGCCACCGUCUGUGGUGCCUGGGGGUGAUUUGGCCAAAGUCAAAAGGGCGCUGUGUAUGCUGAGCAAUAUCACAGCAAUUCGAGAAGCCUGGCAGCGUUUGAAUCACAAAUUCGAUCUGAUGUUUGCCAAAAGAGCCUUUGUUCACUGGUACGUUGGAGAAGGCAUGGAAGAAGGGGAAUUCAAUGAGGCUCGAGAAAAUUUGGCGGCUUUGGAAAAGGACUACGAAGAAAUAGAAAUGGAGGCCAACGACGACGAAAACGGCGAAGAUGCUGAAUAUUAA